This is a messenger RNA of Hylaeus volcanicus, 3513 nucleotides long. RefSeq names its product tripartite motif-containing protein 2-like. The coding region runs from base 910 to 3018 and encodes 702 amino acids. Gene Ontology annotation, biological process: negative regulation of translation; protein polyubiquitination; proteasome-mediated ubiquitin-dependent protein catabolic process. The record is from RefSeq and is a predicted model, not a curated record. NCBI's taxonomy places the organism in Eukaryota, Metazoa, Arthropoda, Insecta, Hymenoptera, Colletidae. Gene Ontology annotation, molecular function: ubiquitin protein ligase activity; protein binding; zinc ion binding. The transcript has 11 exons.
CGUGAGUCGCUGCGCUCCGCAGCUGAUGCGGUUUGUCGUGAUCCGUGGCUGUGUUUUGUUUGGAAAAAUGCGACAGAGACGCGACGAAUUUCGACGGUGUCAUUACUAUCGUACCGAGUGGCUGGACAAAUACGAAGCACGAAAAAUAAAUCGCGAGUGGUAAUGACACUCAAAAUACGGGAGAACGUCCGAAAUGACAUCCAGGAUACGCGAAAACAGUAACGAAAGUGAAACGGAUAGAAUCUUAAACAAUUGAUACGUUUGUUUCCUUUUCUUUUUUUUUGUAUUCGAUUACUAACAUGACACAAGAUUUGGCUCCCGUAAGUCGUUCGAAAUACUCAGAUUCGUUCUAAGAGUCGUUUCCGUGUCGAGGACAAUCGGUAUCAAGAAAGAAAGAUAGACAAAGAGUUCCCGUCGGCAUAUGCUUUGUGUUUAGUGGGCUCCUAUACACAGCGAAAUUGUGAGAGAGAAGUGCCGCGUUUACGAAUUUACCAUUUCACGCGUUUCUAGUUUUUACUUGAUACGGACUAACUGUUGUUAAUUUAAGAACAAAGAGUACGUCGAGUAAUUUCGUAUGAAAAUACCGUGAACGUAAAAAAAAAAAAAAAGAAAGAGUUACUCGUAGAAAGUUCCUUGUUCCUGUAACGCUUAGGAAUUCAGUGUUUUCAUUGUUAUAUUAUUAUAUAUUUUGGUGUUUACGUUUACUAAUUUGGCAUAGUAGAAUUAAAAAACCGUCGAUUAGAUGAAUGUUAUUCGACAAACCUGUUCGUGUUGACCAGUUUAUUCCGUGAUGAAAAUUCAUGUUAAAGAAGCGAGGUGUAUUCCAAGCUUAUGCAGAUAUCCCGCUAAAACGUGUGCAAUGUAACGGAUGUAUACAUUUCUCAAAACAACGACAGGGUUAACUCCAUUAUGGAGGCACUGCGUUUCGCUAUACAGACACGGCUAGGGGAGAGGAUAGUCAGCAUGAGCUCUAUGCUCGUGGAGACAGUUAGUAUAAACUAUGAAGAUUUUAAUGAAAGUUUUUUAACAUGUGGUACUUGUCUCUGUGUUUAUGAUGGUGGAGAGCAUACCCCUAAAUUAUUACCAUGUUCACACACAGUAUGUUUACAUUGCUUAACAAGAAUUGCUGCAUCUCAGACUCGCGAGACAGGUGCCUUUCGAUGCCCCAUUUGCAGAGAGUUAAUAACUAUUCCUGGUGGUGGAGUUCCUGCUCUGCCACCCAGUUUCCUUGUGAACCAACUUCUUGAUCUCAUGUCUAGGCAAAGACGAGAGGUUAUUCCAAAAUGUUCAGUUCACAUAAAUCAGGAAUUAUUAUUUUGUGAAACAUGUGAUACAGUGUUUUGUACAGCCUGUACAGGUGGAAAUCAUGCAGGAACAUCUCCAGGAUGUACUGAACAUACUAUCAUACCUUUCAGCAUUGCAAUAAAAAGGAUGUCUGAAAUUUUAUUAUAUAAAGCUAAUGAAUGUAUAUCCAAGUUAACACAGGCCCAAGAUUCUGUAAGUACAGAAUUACAACGAUUGGAUGCUUCUACUCAAAGGUGUCUGAAUGCUGUUGAUAAUGAAUUUGCAGAAAUUAUUGCAAAAUUUGAAAGGAGACGUUCAGAAUUACAAGCAGCUGUUACUGCCGCCGCAAGAGACAAAAAACAUGUCUUAGAAGAACAGCAUGCUCUCAUAGAAGCUGAGAAAAAUAAAGUGCAACGAGAAUGCGAAGGUUUACAGUACCAAGUUGAAGUACGAAAUAUUACACAAAGAAUUGGUAGUUUAUCUGACCAACUUGAUGCAGCAUCAGCACUUAGUGAACCUAAAGAAAAUGCCUUUAUUACUUUUGAAUUUAACCACAAUAAUGCGCUUUCUCAAUUAGAGGAUGCUCUUAAUAACUUGGGAAGAGUACGUUCUAGUACAACAUUGCCAGGUCUGUGCAGAGCCAGGUUGAAAGAUCCUGCUAUAGUUAGGUUACAAGCGUCUGUAAUAGUAGAGACUGUUGAUUAUCAUGGACAUCCUAGAAAUGUUGGAGGAGAUCUUAUCACUGCGGAAUUAACAUUAGCAGAUAGUAUCCAUUCAGAAAACCAAAGUUCCAGUAUUGACACAAAAGUUAUAGAUUUAGAUAAUGGUACAUACGAAGUAGUGUUUCGACCUCCGUCUGCGAGUCGCUAUGUUUUAAAAUUGUCAGUUUUCGAGCGGCCUAUCAAAGAUUAUCCAUUGUUUUUUGAUGCAACUGAACAUAACGAACCUGUUAAAGUAUACGGAAGACAAGGAAACGGGAAAGAUGAAUUUCAUCAACCAGUCGCGGUUGCUGUUGAUGACGAUGAUAUGAUAUACAUUUUGGAUACUGGGAACUCGCGUAUAAAGGUACUCAAUUGUGAUUUAGAAUUUCAAAGGCAUAUAACUAAUGAAGGUCUUGAAGGUUGUAGCUGUACAGGAAUUGGUAUUUCCCAACAAGGUCUUGUUGUUGUUAAUUGGAGAACGCGAGAAGUAACAGAAAUGAGCUCUUUAGGAGACACAAUUAAAUCUUUCUCUCAUAACGCAUUUCAAGAGCCAAUUGAUGUUGCGGUAGACAGAACUUAUGGACAUAUACUUGUUGCUGACAAUCGACAAAGUUGUGUUUUUGUUUUUGAUUCUGAUGGCAAAAUUCUUUUCCAGGUUGGAAAGAAGAGUACAUUUAACUUAAUUAGAGCUGUUACUGUUGGACCUAGUGGUGAAAUUAUAGUUGCUGAUAGCUGUAUUCAAGUGUUUUCUGCAAAGGGAGACUUCUCAGAAGAAAUAUAUUCGGAAGGCAAAGGAAAGGGCACUUACGGAGGUUUAGCUGUUGAUGCAGAAGGUAGAAUACUUGGUACUCGCACUGAUAAAGGACGCAGUAUAAUCCAAGUAUUAAAAUUAGGAGGAGGUAAUAUUUUAACUGAAAUUGAUUCGCAUAGUUCAAAAUUACGACGUCCUUCAGGUAUUGCAGUACUACCUCACAAUCACUUAGUAGUCGUAGAUUUGGGAAAUGAUUGUAUAAAAAAAUAUAGAUAUUGGUAAAAGCAGUUGAUUUUAAAACAUAAAAUUUAUGUUCACCAGAAAUGAUUCAGAUUACAGACAUAUACCAAAAAUGUGUUUAGCAUAGCUUCAAUUACUUGCUUUCAUAAAGCUUUUGUUAUAAUCCUACACAUACUUUUAUGUAUAAUGUCUAUGUUGGCGUACAUUUUUUAUAUACAAUUUUUAAGAAUUACUAACUUAGAUAAAUCAAAACAAUUUUAUCAGCGUAAAAAAAUAUCGUAUUUAAUAAUUUAAGUAUUACAUAUACAUAUGUAUAUAAAAUGAUUUAAGUUUAUUUAUGUGUUAGACUGCGACACAUGUCGCGCUCCUAAAAUGGAAGAGACUUGAUUAGCGUAACGUAAUUUAUAGUAUUUCGUGUCAUUAUAACUGUUAAUUUAAUUUAUUUACUUAAAAUCAGUAAAAGUGAUUGUUUUUUUAAUUUCUCAAUACUUAUUUGAACUAAUGUUUAAAUGUACUAUAAUACACGUUUUACACUGC